AUGGCACGUUGUUCUAUAGCAAGUCAUUUUCUACAUAGUAUUGUCUUCGACAAUGAUGUCCUUGAUGACCAAUAUGAAGAUGAUUUGCUUGCACGUAUAGAAGCAGCGAUUCUAGCCAAUGAAGGACGAACAUCAAGACGUCGUGGUUCUAUUGAAGGUCGUGUUGUCGUUCCACGCAACAUAGCUCGAGGUGGUCGAAAUCUUUAUGAAGACUAUUUCGCUGAUCCACCUGUAUUUCCUGACCAUUUAUUUCGAAGGAGGAAUGCCGAUGGACUUCUCGGUUUAUCAUCCCUUCAAAAGAUUACAGCCACACUAAGGAUGCUUGCUUAUGGCAAUGCUGCUGAUAACUUGGAUGAAUAUGUGAGUAUUGGAGAAAGCACUACUUUAGAGAGUUUGAAAAGAUUUGUCAAGGAAAUUGUUGCAACCUUUGGUGAUGAGUACUUGAGAUUGCCAAAUACUAAUGACAUCACAAGAUUGCUUGCAAUUAGGGAUCAACGACACUUUCUUGGGAUGUUAGGGAGCAUUGAUUGCAUGCAUUGGAGAUGGAAAAAUUGUCCAUCUGCGUGGCAAGGAUCCCAUAAUGAUAUUAAUGUCUUAGACCAAUAUUCCAUUUUCAAUGAACUGGCUGGAGGUCAUGCUCCUCCAGUCAACUAUUCAAUUAAUGGUAACAAUUAUACUAUGGGAUAUUAUCUCGAUGAUGGUAUAUAUCCAACGUGGUCAACAUUUGUAAAAACAAUCCCUGCACCACAAGGAAAUAAGAAGAAAUAUUUUGUUGCAGCUCAAGAAUCAGUUAGAAAAGAUGUCGAAUAUGCAUUUGGGGUGCUUCAAUCACAUUUUGCUAUUGUACGAGGAGCAGCUCGUCUAUGGGACCAAAACACAUUGAAAGACAUUAUGAUUGCAUGCAUAAGAAUGCAUAAUAUGGUUAUUGAGAAGGAGCAACAUGAUGAGAGAUAUUGUCAUCAAAUCCAUAACUUUGAUAGGUGGGAAAUACCAAAUAUAGAACCUGCACGUGAGUGUUCACUAGGACUAACGCAAUUCAUUCAAAGCCAUAUUCGCAUUAGAGACAAACAAACUCAUUGUAGGCUCCAAGCAGAUCUUGUCGAGCACAUGUGGCAACAACAUGGAGGAGAAUAA
Molecule: messenger RNA, 1134 nt
Organism: Prunus armeniaca (apricot)
Lineage: Eukaryota; Viridiplantae; Streptophyta; Magnoliopsida; Rosales; Rosaceae
Source: the annotation of a GenBank genome assembly